This is a messenger RNA of Postia placenta MAD-698-R-SB12, 3498 nucleotides long. RefSeq lists its product as hypothetical. The record is from RefSeq and is a predicted model, not a curated record. Gene Ontology annotation, molecular function: ATP-dependent chromatin remodeler activity; ATP hydrolysis activity; ATP binding. Bases 1 to 3405 code for a protein of 1134 amino acids. Lineage: Eukaryota; Fungi; Basidiomycota; Agaricomycetes; Polyporales; Adustoporiaceae. Gene Ontology annotation, cellular component: Ino80 complex. The transcript has 14 exons. Gene Ontology annotation, biological process: DNA repair.
AUGCUAAAACGUGUCAGGACGCUCGAGGAUGCCCAGCGUAAGGUCUGGACGAACAUUGCUAGAAAGGAAGUUGUGAAGGUGUACAAGUAUCAUUCUCAGGGCUACCUCUCCCGCCAAACUCAGUCGAAGCGAAUUGCGGUGCUGGCUUCAAUACAGGCGCGCAAGCCAUAUACAAAGAGCGCCAAAGCCGUCAAAGACGUUCAGGCGAAGGGCAAACGCCUCAUGCGUGAGAUGCUUGUAUUCUGGAAGAAGAACGAGAAGGAAGAACGGGAUGUCCGGCGGCGUGAGCAGAAAGAGGCUAUGGAUCGCGCGAGGGUGGAGGAAGAAAAGCGCGAGGCCGCUCGACAAGCCAGGAAACUAGAGUUCCUGAUCAGCCAGACGGAGUUGUAUAGUCAUUUCGUCGGAAACAAGCUGAAAACUGCCGAACUCGAGGGUGGAGACGCGGCACUGGUCAACGCACCUGCAGGUGCCGACCUUGCCGAUUCGGAAGAGGGUACGCUGCAGGACCUCGAUUUCGAUGACGAGGACCACACGAACAUCCACCGGCAUGCGCGAUACAACGCGCAGGCUGCCAUUGCUCUCGCGAAGCGAAAGGCAUUGGACUUUGACACUCAGGCUGCUCUCGAGCGCAAGACCAAUGAGGCUUUAAAACUUGCGAAGCGGCAAGCGCAUAUCCGUGCAGACGAAGAUUGUCGGUUAUCUAAAUUGUCAUUAGUGGACUCGGACGAGCUGAACUUCCAGAACCCGACCUCAUUGACUGGGGAGCUGACGGUCAAACAGCCCAAUAUGCUCAUGGCAACUCUCAAGGAGUACCAGCUCAAGGGCCUGAAUUGGCUGGCGACUCUGUACGAGCAGGGUAUCAAUGGUAUUCUCGCCGACGAGAUGGGUCUUGGGAAGACCGUACAGUCCAUCUCAUUACUGGCGUAUCUCGCCGAAAAGCACGACAUCUGGGGGCCAUUUCUUGUCGUCUCGCCGGCAUCCACAUUGCAUAACUGGCAACAGGAGAUCACGCGAUUCGUCCCUAAGCUCAAAGCUCUACCUUACUGGGGUAAUGUCAAGGACCGAGCGACGCUGCGGAAAUUCUGGAACAAGAAAGAGAUCAGCUAUGAUGAGGACGCUCCUUUCCACGUCUUGAUCACGAGUUAUCAGCUAGUCACGCAAGAUCAGCAGUACUUCCAACGAGUCAAAUGGCAGUACAUGAUACUUGAUGAGGCACAAAACAUCAAAAACUCGUCCAGUGCUCGGUGGAAGACCCUGCUAGGAUUCCAGUGCCGGAAUCGUCUUCUGCUGACAGGUACUCCUAUCCAGAACUCGAUGCAGGAACUGUGGGCCCUACUGCACUUCAUCAUGCCGAGUCUGUUCGACUCGCAUGACGAGUUCAACGAGUGGUUCUCCAAGGACAUCGAGAAUGCUGCAGAAAACAAGGGGAGCAGGCUGAAUGAGCAUCAGUUACGGCGUUUGCAUAUGAUCCUCAAGCCAUUCAUGCUGCGUCGAGUCAAGCGCCAUGUGCAGAACGAGCUCAGUGACAAGAUCGAGAUAGACAUCUAUGUUGAUCUCAGCGCGAGACAGCGUGCACUGUACAAGGCUCUGCUCGCGAAUGUCUCAGUGGCUGACCUUCUUGAGAAAGCUGCGAAUAUCGGAGAUGCUGACUCGGCUCGGUCUCUGAUGAAUUUGGUCAUGCAAUUCCGCAAGGUCUGCAAUCAUCCGGAGCUCUUCGAGCGUGCAGAUGUGGUCGCUCCGUUCUCGUUCUCAGACUUUGGGAAGUCUGGCGCCCUCAAUCGUGAGGGUGAUUUUGUCCUGCUUCCGUACUCAACGCGCAAUCCCAUCGAAUUUGCGGUUCCGAAGCUGCUAUAUGAGAGCAGCAGUCUGUUCGGCGAGCCGAUACAAGACCCAGAAGUCGAGGGACGAGGCGACACAAGGAGAACCGCCCAGUUGAUGAAUAUUUGGGCAACAGAUUGGAUUCACCGCUCAUACUAUGAUAAUGAAGAAUCCACAUUCUCAUUUUUGAGGUUGCUCGACAUUUCCCCAAGUGAAACCCACACUCUGCAUACGUCUAAUCUACUCCGACGGCAGAUGCUAGUAUCAGAGAUGCGAGCCAAACAAUCUGAGCUAGCACCGUACAUCUGGGAUGCGGACUUUGCUGCGCACAAGGCCCCUCACUCGUUCCGACUGCCAUCCCGUAUCAUCGUACGUGAUAUCGAGGGCGGCGAAGGUCUACCGGAGCUUCAGUCUAUCUCAGCCGAGGCUUGGAUGUUGUCAUGCUUGUCGCGGAGAGACCUCAAGUUGUUCACACCUCCUGUUGUUGCUCCGCCGAUCUCACUAUAUUGCGCGGACCGCACCUUCGUCGAUCACCAGGCACAGUUACUCGAGUCUCCUGAGGACUCACUUGCUCUGUUUGGUCUUCCACAAUCUGCAUGGAAUUCGGAAGAGGCAUGCUUGGAGUAUCACCAGAAGUUGCCCGGUGUCCAACCAUCCGGUCUCAUUGGAAAUUCACCUCCAGACCAAUUGCCGCUGUCGACGAUGCAAGUGCCCGAAGCGAAGCGACUCAUUUACGACUCCGCUAAGUUGGCUCGUUUGGAUUCUCUCUUGCACGAGCUGAAGGCUGGAGACCACCGGGUCUUGGUCUACUUCCAAAUGACUCGUAUGAUGGACUUGAUGGAAGAAUAUCUCAUCUACCGACAAUACAAGUACCUACGUCUGGAUGGAUCCUCCAAGCUCGAGGACAGACGGGACAUGGUCAUGGAAUGGCAGACAAGGCCUGAUAUCUUCGUUUUCCUGCUCAGUACACGUGCAGGUGGAUUGGGUAUCAAUUUGACUGCGGCCGACACUGUCGUCUUCUACGAUCAUGACUGGAACCCUUCUAAUGAUGCUCAGGCUAUGGAUCGUGCACAUCGACUAGGACAAACCCGCCAAGUCACCGUGUACCGCCUGAUCACUAAGGGCACAAUAGACGAGCGUAUCGUCCAGCUGGCAAGAGUGAAGAAAGAUGUGCAAGAUAUUGUUGUUGGCAACAAAAACUUCACAGAUGUCACAAAGCCCAGCGAGAUCGUGCAGCUUCUGCUCAAUGAGGACCAACUAGCGAGUCUAGACGGCGCCAAUGCUUCCGUCAAGGGCAAAGGGAAGAGCGUCCCAAGCUCGACGCAGGCCAAUGGCAACGCUGUCCGCGACCUCUGGAACGAUGAGGGCGACGAAUUCUUUGGGCAACCAGCCUCAGCGCAGCCUGGUCCUGGUUCCAAUGCGGAUGGUGCCGACGACGACAGCGCGCCCCCUGCUCCUAUCUCUACCGGCCGCGGGCGUGGUAGACGGCGUAAAGGAGAGGCCGCUGCCACUCGUGGGCAUAAACCAGGACCUGGACGCGGAAGGGGGCGAAGGAAGGCUCAGAUGGUGGAUGUUGACGGGGAGUAGCUUGCCUGCGUGCUUAGCUUCGACUAGGUCUAUAUUAUAUAUGUUGAUCCAUGCUCUGCAUUCACUCGUUACUGUAUUGAAUUACGUAGAUUU